AAAGAAUUUUUAGUAUUAAAGAAAAUGCUUAGAGACCUCUUUAAUAAGGGGUUUAUCCGCGCUAGUAACUCCCUAAUUAUAAUACCUAUCCUCUUUAUUCGGAAGCUAAGUAGUAAUUUACAAUUCUAUUACAAUUACCGGGCUCUAAAUAUUAUUACGAGAGCCAACUAUUACCCUCUGCCUUUAAUAAAAGAAACCUUCCGUAUUAUAAUUAAAGUAAAAUAA
Molecule: messenger RNA, 225 nt
Organism: Neurospora tetrasperma FGSC 2508
Lineage: Eukaryota; Fungi; Ascomycota; Sordariomycetes; Sordariales; Sordariaceae
Exons: 1
Source: RefSeq, a predicted model, not a curated record